This is a messenger RNA of Podarcis lilfordi (Lilford's wall lizard), 14636 nucleotides long. The record is from the annotation of a GenBank genome assembly. NCBI's taxonomy places the organism in Eukaryota, Metazoa, Chordata, Lepidosauria, Squamata, Lacertidae.
AUGAAAAACAGGCGGGUUAGAAGAGUGGGGGUAGAAAGAAAAGAGGUAUUGAAGGAGCCGAUGAAAAUCCUUUUUAUUAGUGGGGGUGGGGUGGGACCCUGGUCCCUGACCCUCCUUCACUUAGAAAUUUUGGGAAAGCUGCUUUCAAAAUGUGGAUUCCUUCAGCACUUCCUUUAAGUCAUGUUCUUCCUUUGUUGUUCUCAAUAGGAAUUUGCCUCCAGCUGUCUCUGGAUGACAGGGACAGUCCCUAUUUUCUAGUACCUGUCCCUGAUACCAUAAAUUGUCCCUGCUUUCAGACAGUUGUCCCUUUUAGUCCAUUUUAGGAGACACAACAUACACUUAAAAGACUAAUACUAAUCUAUUGUGUGCAUAAACAGGUGGAUCCUCCUAAAUUCAUUUGAUUUUUGUGUGCAGGCCACAAAAAAACACCCUCAAACCGUUUUCAACAUCCUUUUCCAGGGACUGCACUAUAAAAGCACAGACCUAAAUGCACCUAAGGUGCUUCCAUGGCGCAGAAACAUGAAUCCAAGAUACAGAUCCUGCCACCAAAUCGCCACUCAUAUCUGUAUCCACGGACUCACACAGUAAAAAAUAACCGAUCAAACACACCAGGUUGUAAGUGUGUGAAAACAUGUAUAUUUUGGAUUUCGCCCUCCAAAAUCUACCAUCAAAUCACACUCUUCAGAUUGAACAGUAAAAAAUAAUGGUUUCAGCACACUGGCACAUCAGUGUGGCGCAAAAAAUGAAUCUGGAUCCACAUUGUUGCACAUUAAGGUACCUCAAAUCCACUGUCAAAUCCUAACCAUGCAUUCAUGUCCAUGGGCUACAUUGUAAAAGUCAUAGACCCAGUGUUUGUUGCCAUCCAUAUGUCACAGUGGAGAAGCAUGCCUUUUGGGGUGAAAUCAAAAACUGUUGAAAGGCUGAAGCACCUGUUGUGGCUGUAGAGAUUGAUAUGCCAGUGGUGCAAACAACAACAACCCAAAAACCAUAGUUAUGAGGCACAGAGACCCAUCAAUCUGCUCAUGAAUUUUGCAUGCCACUGGGGUGGACUUUGGUAAUAUGGUGCCCUGACUGAGGCCAAAAUUUGGUGCCCCCAAAUGGAUCUUCUCAAUUACUGAUUUUCUUGAUUUUGUGUCCCCUGGCUCAGUACCCUACACGGGGCAACUGCCCAAACCACCCUAAAUCUGGUGCUGAGGCCAGAAAAAGCUGCUGCUUCAUCAUGAUUUACACCAAUGCAAACAAAUGACACCAUAAAAAUUAUAGACCUGGUUGCCUCUGUUGCAGCACCACUGUGGAAAGAAACAUCAAUAUGACAAAACAGAUGUGAACUGUCAUUUCAAAGCAGGAGGAUAGUGUUGCUGUUAGAAAAACAACAACCAUGAGGAUCUGCACUUCAGAUUCACGUUUCUGUCUUAUGGUGGUGGCCACAAAGUACUGGACUCUUGGCUAAGAGUGCAGUAGAAUUGCAUCUCAUAAUAUUUUCUUCUUUACUGCUACAGUUUUAAAUCCUAUGAUUUUCUGAACCUAUUCAAAGGGAAGGGAUUAAGUUUAACUAUUCAGUUGAAAUCAGUGGGUCUUAAAUGUGCCAUGUACUGGUAAAAAUUGACAUAUCUUCCUUAUAUACUGCACCUUUCUUAACAGAAGCUGAGGGAGGACCUCUGCCUCACCUGUCCUUCUUGCAACAUGGACUGGUUUCAUUGCAAUCAGUGCUUUAUCCAGGACGCAUCUGACUAUUACGUCACCAGCUGUGGACACAUAUUUUGCAAAAAAUGUGCUGGUACAGGUAAGAGUAACAGCGUGAUAUUUAUACCAUGUCUAGGAUGCAACAUUCAGUCAGCAAUGCUGCCUUCCUACACACGCCUUCAGAAGAUGACUAGGUAGUGAACUUUCCUAUGAGUUUCUUGCAUCCUGCGCAUGAAAACAUAUUGCUCAUGUUUUGAUUUGUCAGCUGUACAACAGAACUUGACUGAUCAAAAGCCAGCAGUCAGAAAUACUAAAAUUUUCAAAUCUGCUUUUUAAAGACCAUCUAAUGCAAGGGAAGCCAACAUGGUACCCUCCAUAUAUUACUGGAUUCCCAACUCCCAUGAACAUGGAUGAUGGGACUCACAUUUGGAACUCACUAUAUAGGUCACCUCUGAUCUAACAAAUUUGAAGAUUGGUUCAUAAUUGGACCCAUCUUCUGAUAUAAGAACUUUUAUAUUAUUUAUAAUAAAUUUCCACAUAUUAUUCUAACACCUUUUGCAUUUUAAUCCUGACAGAUAAAUGCCCAUCAUGUGGAACCAGCUGCAAAUACUUGUUUCUCAAUAAUAAUGUAAGUUGUAGUUUCUCGAAAGUAGAAUCUUAUAUUCUCCUUAGUUUUCAUGGACUUUCUGAAACACAGAUGUUCUAGUUGUACCACAUCCAUUUUUGCUAAUGUAUGGAGUUAUUUCUUAUAAGGCUAAAAUGUUACAAUUUUGAAAACACUUGUCUCAUUUAAUUAGCUGUUAAUACAGGGCUGGGGACUGGCAGGAGUUGGACUGAGCAAGGUUUCUGCACUGAACAGUUUCUUUGGCAAUCACUCGUAGCCCAGUAAGAUUGUCUUCCAUGAAUAUGGUCUUAACAGUGAGUCCGUAAGUGACUGUGGAGGCGAAUUCUGGAUCUAUAUGUCCUUCCACAGUAGGGACAUAGUUUUCUGGACGGGAGUUGAUCACGUUGAGGGUUUGCCAAACCCACCUUCCUCUUAGUUUGUUUCUCUGAACAGCACACCCAUCUGUAAGAGUAUUUCAGGGGAUGCAAUUAAAAUCCAGUAUGUAAAAUGCACUUUUAAUUUGCAAAGUAGUUUCAAUCCAUAUUCUUACUUACCUUUUUGCCCUACUCUUUCCAGUCACAAGUCCAUGCUUAAAAGCUCUAUGUCCUAGUGUUAGUUAUUUUUGCCCUGAAGCUUUCCUUUCCCUGUGAAAACCCGCUUUUUAGUGCUCAAUUGGAGCUAACAUCAAUUCAGGUUUUCUGAAGAAACGGUAAAGUGGCCAUGUGUUUUGCUGUGAAAACAUGCAUGUGUGUGCAGCAGGGCCAGGGAAUGAAUGACGUAACUCUGCUGUUAAUGCUUGCAUGCUUGUGCAUUCACACUUAGCCAUGGUUUGUACAAGGGAUUUGAACAUCAGUCUCUUAAAUACAUUACCAGCUGAUUAAACCUAGAAUAUCUCAGUUUGCUUUGCCUCUUUGGAAGAUAAUAAAGAGUCUGGGCCUUAUCUUGUCCUCUUUGUGUUUCUGAUCUACAGAUGAAAGAAGAUGAAAAAAAGUUUUUCAAAAGCCCUGUUGAAACUGCUCUCAACCAUAUCACCCAUCUAUCUCAGGUAAGAAUGACAUCCCUGUGAACAUUGUCUCAUAGGUCCUAAAAUGCUGGUGACAGUCAAGAAACAUGGAGUGAAUUUGUGGAAUUGUGGGUCUCUGAGAAAAAGCAGGUUAGCUUAAAAACAGUGUCUGCAAUCCAGUCAGAAAAAGCAGGUUAGCUUAAAGAUAGUGGGAGAAGUGUAUGAUGAAAAUGUAUUUAGAAGUAUGUUUAAGGGGUCCUUCCUGCAAACAAGAAGAAACCAAAAUUGCUUCAGGCAACUUGUUUAUUGAGCAUUGAUCUCAUUUGUUUGCACAAUGUUUUCAGGGAGGUUCUGUGAAACUGGCUGCAUAAUGAACAUUCAUUCCAAUUUGUUUGUAGGGAGGUUAUACCAAGCAAAUAUCUCUCACUUUCCAGUACAUGUUUUAUCACUUUCCUUAUCCCUCAAAAGCUUGUUCUUUAAAAAUAGGCUUGUGUUAAGUAAACUAAACACUGAGCAACCUGGGGGACUUCCGGGUUAGCGCCAUCGCCGAAUGGCGGACUCCCUCCGAGCUCCGGAGGGAGUCUGCUCGGCAGGGGCUGGGUCCUACCGCGCCGGCGACGCGGGGACCCUUAAAACCACGGGCACGGAGUCCGUGGACAUGGGUGACUCGGCUUGCACCAUUAGCGCCCUCCCGACUCGUGAAGGAGCCUUUUAAAGGCUUCGGAUCGGGUGCCGGGGAGUGGCGUGGUGCUUUGAGUCCACUGCUUUCCCUGCCGAGCGCAGCCGCAUGCCAUUCGGCGGAGAGCGCUGACUUCUUCUAUUGAAAAUUUGGACUAUUAACAACAACCCGUGAGUAAUUGGGAAACCGGGUUUAAAAUUUUGGAUUUGGCACGAGCGGGGGCGAUUUAAAAAGGAAGUCAAUCCCCCUAUUGUAAACAUUCCAAAACAAGGACUGGGUAACCAAGGUCCAAAGGGAAGUAUGUCUCUGAUAAAAAUCAUUAAUUUCACGAUGGGAAAUUAUAAGAAAUGUGCUGGAGGAGAAGAGUGGAGGGUGAGAAGAAAAAUGCAACCCCCCCCCUGGGAACCGGGGCGAUUCGUGGAGCCUGGUGAAGAGAGACGGAGACUUUGACAGCUGUCAAAGUGGCUGUCAAAGCUGGAGAAUAUAAAGAGGACUUUACGAGGACCUUGCUGGUAAAUUUUGUUACAAUUUGCUAUAAUAUGGAUAUAAACUGUUGGAAAAUAAGUAACAAUUUGACUUUUGGAUUUGAGGAUACAAAGUUAUUUACAGACACCCUAGAGGUGUUUCGGGAUACUACAAGAACUGUCGGAAGUGGAAAAAUACCCUGGGAUUCGCACAGGAUUUGUUAUCUUCUGGGAAAGCUGCAAAACUGAAAGAAUAUUUUGUCUACAGAGGAAGACAAUGGAAUUUUUAUUGAAGAAAGAAAGGGACUGGACGUAAGUUUUUGUUCCUGAAUAACAAACCUCUGCAGAGACACUAGAUUUCUGAAUUAGAAAGUUUUAGCAGCUGAACAGGACAAGAAACCUGAGAAAGUGAGGAAUAAGAAGAAUAAAGGACUGAUUACGACACGGAAAGAACAACGGGAGGAGUGGUAAAGAUCAAGGAAAUUAAAGGCCUUUGUUAGAUUGGACAUUUGAAGUCAAAUAUUAUUUAAAUUAAUAAACUAAAAGAAAACCGGCAAGAUGGAAUCGGGAGAAAUCUGGUCAUGAAAUGAGACUCCCAAGCUGAUAAUGUAUAGACUGAUGGACAUGGGGAAUUCAAACCGGGGAAGGGGGAGAUUUGAAAUCCAAAGGCUGUGUAACCAUUUUUUGAAUUUUUCUAUAUCUUUUAUUUUCUAUUUCUUUACAUAACUUACGUAUGUUAUUUUACUUUGAUCGGACGUGUUUUAAAAAAGGGAAUUUGUGGAAGGAACUGGGGUGGAUCUUGGGGAAAAUCUUUUUCUUUUUCUGUUAAUGACGUGGGACGGUGGUAAGAGUUGUAUAAUUCAAUCUGGAUAGUGGGUUAAACAAAUUAAGUUUUAAAUUGGGAGUGAGAGCUUGUAGAACCAAAUUAAGGAAAGGGGAAUACAAUUGGGGGAGGGGGAGUCCCAGAAAGUAGGGAAAGAAAGUAAGGUUUUUAAAUAUCUUUCUUCUUUUGUCUUUUUUCUUUGUAUUUUUAUAUUUUUGGAAAUUUUAAUAAAUAUGAUUUAAAAAAAAAAAAAAAAAAAAAAAAAUAAACACUGAGCAACCUGGAUUUGCUAAUACUAUAUGCGAUUGAAUCCUAGCUGCAAAAUAGCAAGUCUGGAAGCAGCUGUAGCAGCUUAAUUUCCUAGCCUAAUAAACAAAGAAUGUGAUUUGAAAAGAAGUUACAUUUCACCCCGUUUCCAAUAGCUUGGGGCUAUGGGGGUGGGGUUAAAUCUAAGGUCAUUUAUAGGAGUAGUUAAUAACCAAUCUGGGGCAGGGUUAAUAAUAAUAGUGGUCCUCUUUGCCAACUUAGCUAAUUAAUUACUAUAACAAAUCUAGAUAAAAGAGCCAUAUAAAUAUACAGACCAACUAGUUAAUAAUCAGAUAGAAUUUCAGCAGAAUCAGCAGCACCUGAACAUUAAAAUCUGCCAGGAUUGCCAUUUUAUGUAUAUCUCACAAGCCUUGGUAAUUACCCUGAGCAAGAUACUACUACUCCAUCCCCUGAGCAAGAUACUACUUCUCAUUGGUGGAUAUUACUGUAGUGACAAUAAUAAAGGUAUUUAUUUAUUUGGGAAAUGUGUAUAUAUCACACCUUCAACAACAAAGUUCCUAAGGUAGUCUACAAGUAUUUUUAAAAACAACAAAAGCAUAGUCUAAUGAAAACAGUGAUAAAACAGUAGAAUCAAGCAGUAUUUAAAACAGUGAAAACAUUUAUAAGGCCUGUAAAAAUUAAAGGGUCUUCACCUGCUGCGGAAAAUAUGGCAAUGUAGAUGCCGGGAAAGCUGACCAUGGGAGAGAAUUCUAAAAACAGGGUGCCACAAGUGUAAAGGGUGUCUCUCUAUCUAGGAAUUUCAGGUAGGUGAAUAUUGUAAUUGCUGCAUUUCCAAUAUUUUCAGGAAGCUCUCCAUUUCUGACCUUCCCCUUUGCACUCCACUAGCUUUGCAUGCCCACCACAGUACCUCAGAUGUCUAUCAACUUGAUACACUUUUGCAACAUGUUUUUUCCAACAUUUUUGAAACAGGAGUUUUAUCUCCAAAGUUGUUAUUGUGUCUUUAUUUUGCACUUCAAGUACGUGGUAGAUACCCUGUCAUUCGUACUUACCUUUAGCCAACUGUUUGACUGCAGCAAGCUUUCAGCUCCCUCAAAGUAUUAGCAGGCAAAGGCUAGACACAUAUGCCAGAGUUUUCUGUCAAUUUUCCUUUCUAAAAGCUCCCCCUAGCAAACUCAUGGGUUGUUUCUUAAUUUCUCAGAGUUAAAAAACAAUUUAGGGACUCUUAUCACCUUGUUCAAUUACAGCCAUUAGCACAAACUCUGAGUCGCUUGUGCAACAUGAUGUGCAUCUCAUAUGACUGGAGUGAACAUGCAAAACUAUAUAACCUUAAGUCAGACAACUCGUUCAUUUAGCCCAGUCUACUCUGAUUGGUAGACAUUGAACCUGUGUCUUGUGGUGGCUGGUGCCCAUUGGGAAUGGCAGGGCAGCAGGCAAAGAGGUCCACCAAAGGUGGAACCUAAGACAGACAGAGCCCACUAAUUCUGGUUUUGUUCCUGUCUUUCUCCCUGUCGAGUUGCACAAGGGUAAAACUGAGUCCAAGGAGGAGGAAGCUGACAGCUAGUACCACUCACAGGGCUGGUUGUAAGGAGGUAGGCAAGUGGGGAUUAACUGGGGGCAGACUGAGGUGAGUGGGUCACUGCUCCAUUUACCCUGUGACCAUCUAUAUGUAAGGCAAAUGCUGUACCACUGCACUAUGCCACUUGCUUCCUGUCUAGUAUGUUCCCUAGAGUUGAAAGGACCCAUAUUCCAUUUCUGAUCUCCUGAAGCAAGUCACAGUCCCCAAAUUUGACCAGGAGAGCACAUAAUAAUAAUAUUAACUUUAUUAUUUUUACCCCGCCCAUCAGACUGGGUUGCCCCCACAUGCUUUGCAAUCCUUUUAUUUCAUUCCCUUUGUUUCUCUUCCUAGGUCUGCAUGUUCCAGAAGGGCCAGAUGGAGCUUUUAGUUUCUUUCUACAAACACAAUGCUUCAAAAGCAGAGGGAGCUCUUCAGGAAGCUCACCAGAAACUAACUAUCCAAGAAAAGCAGGUUGUGUUCCCAUGAACUAAGGCAAACAGUGUUAGUUGUAGCUGCAGGAUUUAGUAGAGCCGUCAUGAGGAAGACCAUCGAAGUGUUGAACUAGGAUUGCAGAAGCCUAAGUUCAAAUCCCUGUUUAGUCCUGAGACUCACUUGGUAAUCUUGGGCCAGUCAUUAUCUCCCAGUAUAACCUAUUCCCCCUCCUGAAAACAAUAUAAAGAAGGUUCAUAUGAAAUAUUCUUGAAUUCUCGUUUAAUUUGUAAGCAGCUCUUUUAUUAUUGAUUGAUGGCAGAAUCCUGGUAAGGGGUGGAGUGAGCUCCUGCAUUAACAUUAUACACAUAAAGCAACCAAAUGGGGAUAAAUAUGUAUACUGUUAUUUUAAAAGGACCAUAUUCCUAUUCCAUUAGUACUAGAUAUUAUGACAUGUUAAUGUGAAAUGGAACUAUUGGUCUGCAUGACCCCACAGACAUACAUCCCACAUCCCUCUGCCAAAAUGUUCCUGCCUAAAGGGUCAACAGUAUAACUGGAUGUAAUAUAAUGUAUUAAUGUAAGGCAAUGCAAUAUAAUUAGUCAGACCACCUAUCUUCCAUUUCUUUCCCCCUACUCCCCUUGGCUUAGGAAUUUGGAGGCAAUACGGAGAGAGAACAGGGAACUGAAGAAAAAGUGUAACAACAUGAAGGUAGGAGCCCUUUGCUGGAAACAAAUCACAUUUUUUGUGAUUGAGUUCCAGACACCAUCUGCUGGUAGAAACAAGUUCUGCUCCUCCGUGCCUUUGUCAAUGUUGGGAUGGGAAAAGUGAAUCAACCUCCCUGCAGGUUACUUAUAUUUGCAUUUGGUCCUGCAAACCCACCCUUUUCUCUCAACAGGCUUUUCCGAGACACCGCCAGAGUUGCAGGUCAGUGUGUUAGUUCUGCCUUCUUGGAACAUUUGCCAGGAACUGCAGCACAUAAAAUGUAGACACCAACCAACGUAUCUGUGGCAAAACGAUAGAGCUGCGUUUGAGGCCGCAGGGCAGCAAAACAUCUGGGGCACAGUCACAUGCCUUUGACCCUGACUGAACAAAAUUCAUUUCAAUUUGCUGCAGAAACAGCACUCCGAGGCCAGUCGGUGUCACACACCCAUCACCCAGAGGUAGGUAGAAAGAUGGGGCCUCUGUAGGCAUGCGUCAAUGCCCUUGAGCAAAUGUUCACAUUACAGUGUAUCUGUUUGUUUAUGAGCAUGUGAAUUUAUGUGUUCUGGCCCUGAACACAUAGCAAUAAGCGGCUACUUACCUAUCUAAAAAAUGCCUUUGCACAUGUACACACAUGCAAUCCAACAUGUUUCCCUGAGAGGGAUGGACAGGUACAAACAUAUGCUCAAAUAUUUCUCUAUAAAAUCAGGGUAAAGGUUUGCACAUGUCUUUUUGGCCCUUGAAGAUGCAUAUUUAUUACCUUCCUUAUAAUGACUCAGACCAACAUCUUUCCUCUAGCACAGUAUGUUGUUACUGUCUCUACAGUAACCUAUUUCAUAUUUUGCAGUUACACCACAACCUAUUUCCCAGCACUCCAGUGAGGUAGUCAGGUAGGUGAAUCAGGAAAUUCAUAUUCUUUGGUUGUAGGUGUGAGGCAUUGUUAUAAAAACAACAGCAAAAAUGUAGGCAUUUGCUCACAAUUCCAGAGGAAUUUCAGUUUUUUUCCUCUUUAAGUAAAACAAAAUUCCAACUCUAAACACAGUAUACUUCAUGCUAUGAUCUUUCCUCUGUCCAGUAUCCUAUCAUCAAAAAUUGAAUUCUAGUUUAGGAAUCUAGACCUCUUAGUAGAGGCAAUGCAUAGAUAUUAUCUGUCUGCUUGCCUAUCUAGCCUUCCCACCAGUGACUCCUGGACUUUUUGUGCCUCUAUUCUCCGUAGUCGCUCAUCUUCCAUGGAUGCCAUCUCUUCCAGAACCAGCCAGCUAUCAAACUGGCAAGUGAGUCUCCACCACUGCUGUCCUUUACCUAGAAAAGGAAAAGAUAAGAUGGAUAUGUUGUUUUUGUUCUUCAAAAACUCAGUGUCACAGAGAAUUCUGAGAACCAGGAGCCAUUGAUAUAAUAUGCCCAUGAAAAGAGAAGCCUUGUCCUCGUCACACACUGUUUACUGUUUGGUGUUAUCAAGGCUUAGUGCUCAGUACUUAAUACAUUGCCAUGGCAAAAGAACUAUUCUCCUGUUGCCAGCAAGGACUCACCAAGGCAAUAACCGCAACAAGGUCAGUGGGAGCUGUUAAUAUCAUCUGUCUGAUAAGGCCUACAGGACAUAUAAAUAACAAGUGCAGAUUGAAUUGUAAUGUAAAAUUUAGAACUAAGGUGUUUAUAAUGUUGUUGGCUUAUUUUACCAUGUAAUAACUUUUCUAGAUAAUAUUAAAAAGCAGAGAUUUCUCACUUGUACCCAGCAUGCCACAGGAUCCACUAGGAUGACCCCAGCUGACUCUAUAAAUGGUAAGAAAUAGCUUCAGAUAAAAGGUAGGGAACACAAAAUUUGGCAAAAGAAAUUCAACUAGACAAUAAGAGAUUGGGGUAGGGAAAAGAAUUAAAGGAUCACACCACCAAAAUCAUUAAGACCAACACUAAAGUAUUUUUAUAUACAUUAGAAGCAGGAAACCAGCUAGGGAGGCAGUUAGACCUGUGGAUGAUAAAGGAGUCAAAUGUGUGCUAAAGGAGGAAGAGGAGAUUGCAGACAAGCUGAAUGAAUGCUUUGCAUCGGUUUUCAUUGCACAAGCCAUAGGGCAGGUCACUAUGUCUGAACUAAUUGUCUCAGGAAGAGAGCCUGAGGAACCAAGGGAAAUAGUGGUGACAAGAGACGAAGUCCUAGGCCAUACUGACAAAUUAAAAACAAAUUAACUUAUCAUAUCCAAAUGGCAUCCAUUCAAGAAUUCUUAAAGAACUCAAAGGUGAAACUGCUGAUCUUUUAAUGGAAAUAUGUAACUUGCCUGUAAGAUCAGCCCCCACACUGGAGGACUGGGAAAUCGCCAAUGUAACACCAAUUUUUAAAAGGUGGAUCCAAGGAGAUCUAGGAGAGUACAGCCCAGUUAGCUUAAUUUUGUAGGAAAGCUGGUGGAGAGCAUUAUGAAGAACUGCCAGACAUAAAAAGACUUGCUGAAUAAAAACUAGCAUGUUUACUACAAGUGUAAUACUUGUCCCAUUAACAUUUUGCAGUUCUUUGAGAGUGUCAAACAUAGUGCCAAACACUUUCAAAACAUUCCUCAUCAAAAACUCCCGAGUAUGAUUACCAACCAUGGGAUAAGAGGACAGAUCCUCACUUAUAUCAGUAACUAGCUAAAGAGGAAGCAGAGAGUAGCAAUAAAUAGAAUUUUCAUAACACAAUGUAUUAUUACUGGUCAUCAAGAAUUGGUAUUAGUACUUGUGCUUUUUAACCUGUGCAGAAACGAUCUGGAAUAAGAGAUGAGCAGUGAGAUGCCUAUGAGGCCAAAUUGUACAGGAUAGUAAGAAACGGGGUGAUAUAUCCAAUACAAUUAUACACAUCUAUGGUGCAACCAUACUUGAGAAUACUGUGCACAGUUCUGGUAACACACCUUAAAAAUAUAUUGUAGAGCAGGAAAAGGUUAAGAAAAAGGUAAUGAAUAUCAUCAAGGGACUGGAGCAACUCCCUUAUGAGGAAAAUCUACUACAUUUGGGUGUGUGUGUGUUAGUUUAGAGAAAUUGUGAAUAAGGUGGAAGGACGAGAAUGAAGUGUCUACAGGUGAAACUCAAAAAAUUAGAAUAUUGUGGAAAAGUUCAUUUAUUUCAGUAAUUCAACUUAAAAGGUGAAACUAAUAUAUGAGAUAGACUCAUGACAUGCAAAGCGAGAUAUGUCAAGCCUUUAUUUGUUACAAUUGUGAUGUUUAUGGUGUACAGCUGAUAAAUGAAAUCAGCAAAACAAGGACUGCAAAUAGAGCAAUAUUGGACCUCUGAGAAGUAGAAGCAUGCACAUGUACUCAGUACUUGGUUUGGGUCCCUUUUGCAUCAAUUACUGCCUCAAUGCGGUGUGGCAUGGAUGCUAUCAGCCUGUGGCACUGCUGAGGUGUUAUGGAAGACCAGGAAGCUUCAAUAGCAGCCUUCAGCUCUUCUACAUUGCUCUGUCUCAUGUCUCUCAUCUUUCUCUUGGCAAUGCCCCAUAGAUUCUCUAUGGGGUUCAGGUCAGGUGGGUUUGCUGGCCAAUCAAGCACAGUUAUCCCAUGGGCAUUGAACCAGGUUUUGAUACUUUUGGCAGUGUAGGCAGGUGACAAAGUCCUAUUGGAAAAUGAAAUCAGCAUCCCCAUAAAGCUCGUCUGCGGAAGGAAGCAUGAAGUGCUCCAAAAUCUCCUGGUAGACAGCUACGUUGACCCUGGACUUAAUGAAGCACAGUGGACCAACACCAGCUGAGGACAUGGCUCCCAAAAUCUCUUUUCUGAUGAGAGCAGCUUUUGCAUCUCACUUAGAAACGAAGGACCCAGGGUCCGGAGGAAGAAUGGGGAGGCACACAAUGCCAGAUGCUUGAAGUCCAAUGUGAAGUUUCCACAGUCUGUGUUGAUUUGGGGAGCCAAAGGCUUGACAUAUCUCGCUUUGCAUGUCAUGAGUCUAUCUCAUAUAUUAGUUUCACCUUUUAAGUUGAAUUACUGAAAUAAAUGAACUUUUCCACAAUAUUCUAAUUUUUUGAGUUUCACCUGUAAAUUUAUGCAUGGUAUGGAGCUGUAUAGUUUUUCUCCUCAUAAUACUAGAAGCCAAUCGAUAUUUUAUAAUGAAUUUGGCAGAUGAAAGGAAGUUCUUAGCCACACGUGGGGUCACAAAGAGUCAGACACGACUAAUCGACUAAACAACAACUUAGUCACACAGCACAUCAUUUAACUCUGGAAUUUGCUACCAGACGAAGUUGUAAUGGUCAGCACUUUGGAUGGCUUUAAAAAUGAGUUUUAGACAAAUUCAUGAAGCAUAAGACUAUUGAAGGCUGCUAGUAGCAUAUACCUCCAGUAUCAGAAAUAGUAUAACUCAGAAUCCCAGACUCUGUUCUGUAUAUGUUUUGACUACAAAUAAUACAAAAGACCAAAAGGUGGCAAUGGAAGACCAGGAAUAGGAGAAUGCAAGAUUCAGCUUCCUCCAAAGCUUAUUCAAUGUCCAAGAGGGGAAAUUGUCCCCUCUUUUAAAUGGGCAAAUACAUUAUUGUAUCUAAGAAAAGUAAAGUCCUACAUGCUUACCUUUGUUCUUCUCCUGCCACCUUUCCACAGACUCUCCGAUAAUCACUUGAGGCAUAAUACUUUGUUCUAUUUUGCAGCUACUCCUUCUUCAGGUUCCACUCAAAGUUUAUUCUUCAGGUGAGUUCCAGGGUGAUGGACGAUAUUCCCUUCAGGAUACUAUUAUCACAUGACCAUGAAAAGGCCAUGGCACUAGUAUUACUUGCCACAGUAAUUUGCAUUUCUCAUCACCAUUCAACUCUCCAUUUCUUUCAGGGCUUCUCCUGCCUUUUCUCACACCUCCAGCAUGAAUGUCAACUCACACACCCCUAUGGCGAGGCAAAAUCAAAGUGCUAGGCAGCAGCAAGAAACCCCAUACUUCAACCUCAACAUCUUCUCUGGUGAGAAAGUACCCUGCUGCUAACAGAUACACCUUUUAUUCUUCCAUAUUCCCUCCAGUACUCAACAAUGCUAUCAUUGUGCACUAUAGUUCACUGUAGUAAUGAUUACAAUGCAAGCUGCAUUCUAAGGGUUGGGGUGACACAUACCACUCAGCCUCAGAAUCCCACCAUAUACUUUCCAAUGAUCAAUUCUCUAUUGGCUUAAACCCACAGAUCAGACAGAGGGGGUUUCUAUGCCAGAACAUCAUAACAGUGAGAGACUACGGCCUAUACAGGUGAGGAGCAGUCUGUGAAAUGAGUAUGGACUGGGCAAAGCUUAUCAUUGGAGCAUUUUGAACAACUGCUUUUCUUUUUGUCUUCUCAGCUGAGAUUCACUCCUCGCUCCUUUCACUGCAGGUAAGUGGUAACCUGUUUAGUUCACCAUCCUCUCACCCAGAGGCAUACCUAGGCCCACCUGCGCCCUUGGCAUGGAGGUGUAUCAGUGCCUCUGAAGCUGGGAGAAACCAUGGACUAGAAACUCAAAAGGUCACACUUCUAACAGCACCACUGGCUGACUGGGGAGAGAGCCCUCGCUCAGAGCAGCAGAGGAACAGCCUGGGGGGUGCAUGGAUGGGCAGCUGGGCUCUUAGCCACUCCAAGCCAGAGUGGAGAGGUGAGGUUUUUGUGCCACUCCUGAGCCUGUGCACUUAGCAGGGGCCAGCCCCUAGAUAUGCUCCUGCUCCCACCAGGAAUUAGGGCUGUGCCCCCCACAACACGUUAUUUGUGGGCACCUUUGGGCACUCCCAUUUGGGUUUAAUUUGAAGAGGGUUGCCUUUAUUUUUUGCUUAUGUUUUUUGUUUUGGGCUGUAUUUUGCCCACUUUUAUGGGAUCAGGGUUCAAAGCCUCUAAACCAAAAAAUGUUGGGGACUCCCUGAGUUAGGAGACUACAAGGGCUUGUAAAAGAGAGCUUUAAAAGAUCAUGAAUAUAAUCAAAACCCAAUUUCUGUUGAAGGAGUUGCAACACAGGACAUGAUGAUUCCUAAUAUAAAUCGAGAUAGCUUUUAGAAAAAAAUAUUCUAAACUUCAGAAUGCUUGCACAGAACAUUAAGAAAGCAAUAUAAAGAAAGCAGCAUUUUGCCGCAGAGACAACAUGAUGAACGUCUGUGCAUAUUGUUUUGUGAAACUUAAUUUUUUAAAGCUAAAUGUGUGUGUGUGUGUGUGUGUGUGUGUGUGUGUGUGUGUGUGUGUAGGGGGGUGGGGCCCUAAUACAAGGUUUUGAACUUUUGGGAUUUGCAGUAUCAAGUAUUCUGUCACUUCCUCCUUCUGCUGAGCCAAGCCAGGUACUUGAUCUGUGUAAGACACAAACUCCUGCCUAAGCCCAAUAUUGUGCUCUAGAUACAGGUUGAAGUGCAUUACUUAACCACAAACAGAAAAGUUUUGUUGAACAUAACUGAGUAAUAAGCUGCAUUUGUAACUAAAGUGUGAACCCUACAGUAUGCAACUAGCUCAUUUUAUUUUCUCACAGGCAUUCAUCCAACAGCCAAGCCCACCAACAAAAAUAG